AUGGCGGCGCUGGUGCUGGUGCUGCUGGCGGCGCUGGCCGGGCCGGCCGUGCUGCCGGGCGGGUGGUGCGCGGCUCCACUGGCAGACCUGCGCUCGCAGAUCUCGGGCGUGGAGUCGCUACUGGAGGAGUUUCGGCGGCAGCUGCAGCAGGAGGAGCCGGGACCGCCAGCGGCGACGGCAGCAGGCGGUGGGGAGGUGUGCGGCGGCAGCAGCAGCUUCUCCGCCAGGCCCGACUCGAUCAUCCGCACCAAGGACUCCAUCGCGGCCGGCGCCACCUUCCUGCGGGCCCCCGCCGGCGCGACGGGAUGGCGGCAGUGCCUGGACGCCUGCUGCGCCGAGCCGCACUGCACGCUGGCGGUGGUGCAGGAGCCCUCCCGGCCGCGGGGGACGGCGGCGGCGGCGGCAGAGCUGGGCUGCUACCUCUUCAACUGCACGCACCGAGGCCGCCCCGUCUGCCGCUUCGCCCCGCACCGCGGCUACAGCACCUACAGUCGCCGCCCCGCCGGCCUCGCCCCGCCGGCGGAAGAAUAUGAUGAGCCUCCACGGUGCAAGGCAGGACAAGAUAUUGUCCUGCAGUCUCCUGUCGACUGGGUGCUUCUGGAUGGCCGAGAAAGUUCAGAUGACCACGGAAUUGUGCAGUACGAGUGGACCCUGCUGCAAGGUGACUCAUCAGUUGAAAUGAAGGUACCACAACCAGGAACACUGAAACUUUCUCACAUUCAGGAAGGAGCAUAUAUUUUCCAGCUAACUGUGACAGACACCGCAGGUCAGCGGAGCUCUGACAACAUCUCUGUGACCGUUCUGCCCAUGGUUCAUUCUGCAGUAGCCUGUGUCGGGGUUUGCUCUCGCUACCAGUUUAUCUGCGAUGAUGGAUGCUGCAUUGACAUCACAUUUGCUUGCGAUGGCGUGAGACAGUGCCCUGAUGGAUCAGAUGAAACUUUCUGCCAGAACCUCAGCCCAGGUCGGAAGACAGUGACACAUGCAGCUCUUGGCACUACCCAGCAAAGGACUGUAGGACUGCCAGAAACCACAGAUGAAAACUCUGCAGAAACCACCCUGAAAGCCACUGCCAGAAAUCAACUUCUUCUCUCAGUGGAUGCAGACAUGACAAACCAAUCACUUUCUCAGGGACCAAAGAAACAAAUCAGUGGAUUUGUGCCAGAUAACAGUUCCUCAGGGAGAAGAACAGAUGAUAAAAGUGGGAAUGGCAUAAUGAUGCCAAAGAGAGACCAGCUUGGAGGUAGUCGUCCAGUUCCAGAAACAGGUGCUGUGUUACCCUUAGCCUUAGGCUUGGCCAUCACCGCUUUACUGCUGCUUAUGGUUGCUUGCAGACUGCGUUUAGUGAGACAGAAGCUGAAAAAAGCUCGGCCCAUUACAUCUGAAGAGUCCGAUUACCUCAUUAAUGGGAUGUAUCUCUAAACAUUGGAUUUAGGUCAGUUGUCCUCUCCCCUUUCUCCUCUGUCCAUGAACCUCUGCCUCUAUAAAAAAGGACCAAAACCUUUAGUUAAGUUUGAAGUAUAGAAGAAGCCUGUGAGAUGAGGAACAUGUUAUUCCCCUUCAGUGAUAAAUAAGAAACUGGGUAGGUGCCCAUGCUCAGAAAAACAGAAGCAUUCAGGCUCCAGGAAAUAGCCCCGGUUGGCUCUUGAGUAGAAGACACUGCAAGCUGGGGACACCCCAAUGGGGAUGAAGGGUGCCCUUGCCUUGUCAGGAUCCUGCCCAUGGCAGAGCAGGCCCCAGGGCCAGGGCACCAGCACAGCCCCGGCCCAGCAGCCCCAGCCAUGCUGGCCAAGGCACAGAAGGAAGCCUGUGCCACCCUAUUCUGCCAGUGCUGCUGCCACUGUGCUUCACCCUGGGGACCGGGACCCUCCAGACCAGCAUGUUAUUCACUGUCCAGCAGAGACUGACUUGUGUACCUUCCACCUGAUGCACUGGGAGUAUUGUCAUUAAAGAAUUCAUCCUGGUUUGUUAAUUAAAAGCAAUUGCUAUUGAAGCACCAGCUUUUCUAAUGAAAUCUGGGACAUAAGGAACAAAGCAUCUUUUUCUCAUCAGUGGUUUAAACCUUUGUGCAGCUGACAGAGCCAUGCUUACUAGAUGCUGAAAUGAAAAAACACAAAUCAUUGGCAGAUGAGUUUGGGCUUACCAGUACCUGACAGCAGUCAUGUGCAAUCCCAGAGCCAUGUCUCUCCCUGGAGCUCAGGGCUUGCUCAGCCUCUUCCACUCCUAGCUCGGCACCCUUCAUGACGUGAGAGAACAGCAUGCAGCGGCUUUUACCUGUGACACCGGAGUGUAGGAUUCCUCCUGGUUAUCCCGUAACUCCCUGCAAAGCUUGGAAGCUUCGGCAACCUGCCCUCACCCCAGCAAAAUUCUUAUAGAAUUAGGAGCAAGUAAUUGAUAUAUGUGAGUGAACUUCAGAUGUGUUAACAGUAAAACGUGUACAGUACAUGUUAUAUAUACAUUUAUAUAUACACACCGUGCUGUCUAUCUUGUUUGACUGUCCGAGGAUGCCACAUUCAUCAUGGGUCCCAAUAAAACCAGAAUCAAAUGAGGCAUGCAUCUUUUUGUAUGUUGUCUUUUGUACUUCAGUAACUUUGAGUCAGCGAGAAUAUCACCAUGGUAUACAGAUAGUUCUUCAAGUUGCUCAGUCUUGAUUACUUCAUGUAAAAUAGCUCUAAUAAACCUAUUUUAUUCUUA
Messenger RNA from Melopsittacus undulatus (budgerigar), 2691 nucleotides. RefSeq names its product LDL receptor related protein 11 (gene LRP11). The coding region runs from base 1 to 1419 and encodes 472 amino acids. NCBI's taxonomy places the organism in Eukaryota, Metazoa, Chordata, Aves, Psittaciformes, Psittaculidae. Gene Ontology annotation, molecular function: protein binding. The transcript is spliced from 7 exons. The record is from RefSeq and is a predicted model, not a curated record.